AUGAACAACAAUAUUAUUGAAAUUUCCAAUAUCGAAAAUUUUCAAAACAAUCUAAAAGAUUGUUGGGUCUAUAUUAAUAACAAUGAUGAUAAAAUCAAAAAAAUCAUAGAAAAUUAUAAAUAUGAUAAAAAUAAUAAUGAAAAUAACAAUGAUGAUUGUAAUUAUGAUUAUGACAGUUAUAUUGAAGAUGAUUGUUGCGCUGGUGACAUUAGCGAUGAAGAUAAUAAUAGUGAAACUGGUGAUAAAGAUAUUAAUGACAAUGACGAUCUGAUGAUAUUAAAGUAG
Entrophospora sp. SA101 is the source of this 285-nucleotide messenger RNA. Lineage: Eukaryota; Fungi; Glomeromycota; Glomeromycetes; Entrophosporales; Entrophosporaceae. The record is from the annotation of a GenBank genome assembly.